GCCAAAUUUUGCCCCUGCAAUCACCUGCAAUGCAUGAUCCGAAUAUCAAUCAAUGCUGCAUGUAGCAGAUGGCGUCUUCGUCAAAUUUCUGGCGCAGCCCCUGUGCAGCCAGACUUCUCUAUGUCUCCAGCAACAAGUCUGACUCCGGGGGCCGGGCGCUCUUGACGUGCUGGUCUGAUAGAUUCCUUGGUUCAUCUCCCCCACCUCUUGUAUCAAACGUGCCCUUAGCUCCUGUCAUCUGAUCACUUCUUCUAGCGCCAAUGCUGUGGACGAGACUGGCAGUACUGGAGCCCUGACCUUUCGUCAGUUUCACAGAUUCAUCCCAUCAUGAGCCCUCAUGAAUUCGAGCAAGGCGGCGCGCCCAAGCCCCUCCUGAAGCUGGAAGAACUAGCAUGGGACACCACCUUUGUGCGAGAGCUCCCUGGGGACGAGCAGCGGGACGGGGGCUCACGACAAGUGCACCAUGCGUUCUUCAGCUACGUGGCCCCAUCAGUCAAGAUCAGCAAGCCCCACAUGAUUGCCUACUCAGCGGAUGUUGCUGAGAACAUCCUGGGGCUGGACCCUGCGGAGCUGGAGCGGGUGGAUGCCCCCUAUAUCUUUGUGGGAGCAGAGCGGCUAGACGGCUGGACCACAUACGCCCAGAAUUACGGCGGCCACCAGUUUGGCACGUGGGCGGGCCAACUAGGCGAUGGGCGCGCAGUCACGCUCGGCGAAGUUCUGACCCCCCAGGGGGAGCGCUGGGAGCUACAGCUCAAGGGCGCGGGGAGGACCCCUUACAGCCGGUCAGCUGACGGGCAAGCGGUUCUUCGGAGCUCCCUGCGCGAGUUUCUGUGCAGCGAGGCCAUGCACGGGCUCGGGGUGCCGACCACUCGCGCGUUGACGCUUGUCGGCACGGGGACGGGGGUGCACAGAGACAUGUUCUACGACGGGCACCCGAACCUGGAGCCGGGCGCGGUGGUCUGCCGCAUGGCGCCGUCGUUUGUGCGGUUUGGAACGUUUCAGUUACCGGCGGAAAGGGGGGGCAAAGAGACGAAGUUGGUGAAAUUUCUCGCGGAUUACAUGAUCGAGCAUCACUUUCCGAAGCUGAAAACCGGGCUGGAGAAUAGGAGGGGGCAAGUCGCGGAAGCUGAAAUGAGUGGAAUUGACGGGGAGGAGGGAGUUUCGGGGAAGUAUAAUGAGUACGCGGCGCUUUUUAAGGAGGUAGCAGAGCGGACGGGAAGACUCGUGGCAUAUUGGCAAGCGGUCGGCUUCGUCCACGGCGUUCUGAACACGGACAACAUGAGCAUCCUGGGCCUGACGCUCGACUACGGCCCCUUUGCGUUUCUCGACGCGUACAGCGACCAGUUCACGCCCAACACGAGCGACCCCACGGGGCGGUACGCGUUUGGCAUCCAGCCAGACGUCGUGCUCUGGAACAUGGUGCAGCUGGCGAACGCGUUCUUUGCGGGGGGCCUCCUGACGGCGGCCGAGGCGCGGGCCCUUAUGGCGGUCUUCCCUCAAACCUUCGGCGUCGAGUAUUCACACCGCAUGGCGGCCAAACUAGGGAUGGCGACUUUCGACGGGGACUUCACGACCGCGCUUCUGGCGCUCAUGAAGCGAGACAAAGUGGACUUUACGAAUCUGUUCCGGGCGCUCAGCGGAGUGACGACGGAAGGGCCGGGUGAAGAGGGAACGGAAGAAGGGCUGCUGCGGUCGGUCGAGGGAGUGCUUCCCGAGGGGAGUGUGAAGGGGGACUGGGCGCAGUGGAUGCGGAUUUACAUCGUCAAGCUAAAAAAGCAAGGGACGCCCGACGCUGAGCGCAAGGCGGCCAUAGACCGCGUCAACCCGCGGUACGUACUCCGCAACUACAUGCUGCAGAACGCGAUCGAUGCGGCCGAGAAGGGCGACUUCGGCGAGGUGCGGACGCUGCUGCGCCUCGUGCGGACGCCGUACGAAGACCAGCCGGGAAUGGAGAGGUAUGCUGCCCUCCCCCCGACUUGGGCGACGAAGCGGGGCGUAUGCCAGCUGUCGUGCUCAUCAUGAAUGUCCUGCCUUUCGCCGAACUCUGGAAGCUUAUCGCCAAUGAAGAGUUGUCAAAGGGUUGUCAACGAUUGACAAAUCAGAUGACAAGUCGCAUGAGCAUCAAUGGGCUGCUCUAUUUUGAAGAGCGGGCAGGUGCGGUGCAACUUGUUUUGUACACGGCAUGACGUCGAAUUUGGAAAUGAGCUGUGUACUGAUUACAUGAUAGUGAUGUACAUAUCAUGCCUGACAUUGCUGCAAGCCCUUCAAAUAUCUGAUAAUUGACAACCGUGACCUGUG
Molecule: messenger RNA, 2298 nt
Organism: Klebsormidium nitens
Lineage: Eukaryota; Viridiplantae; Streptophyta; Klebsormidiophyceae; Klebsormidiales; Klebsormidiaceae
Source: the annotation of a GenBank genome assembly